AUGGUGAGACAACUCAGCUGGGUGCUGUUGGCAUGUGGUUUCCACAUGCCUGGCCCCAUAGCCCUGUCCCAGAAGGAGAUGGCCACAGAGAAGCCAGUGACUCCUACUGAGGAGCAGCUGGAGAUCCUGGAGUACAACUUCUGCAAGGUGAACAAGCAUCCUGACCCCACUACACUGUGCCUCAUUGCGGCUGAGACGGGGCUCUCCGAGGAGCAGACCCUGGAGGACUCACCCAUGGUCUCAAGGUCUGAAGUUUUCCAGCCACAGCACAGCCCGAAGCGGGUGAUGUUCCAAGGGGUGACGGGGCAGCCGGCACAUGCAGCAGGCUGUUUCUGA
Antrostomus carolinensis (chuck-will's-widow) is the source of this 336-nucleotide messenger RNA. RefSeq names its product HOP homeobox (gene HOPX). Lineage: Eukaryota; Metazoa; Chordata; Aves; Caprimulgiformes; Caprimulgidae. The record is from RefSeq and is a predicted model, not a curated record. The coding region runs from base 1 to 336 and encodes 111 amino acids. Gene Ontology annotation, biological process: cell differentiation; regulation of transcription by RNA polymerase II. Gene Ontology annotation, molecular function: DNA binding. Gene Ontology annotation, cellular component: nucleus. The transcript is spliced from 4 exons.